Messenger RNA from Ictalurus furcatus (blue catfish), 1465 nucleotides. RefSeq lists its product as uncharacterized. Gene Ontology annotation, molecular function: protein binding. NCBI's taxonomy places the organism in Eukaryota, Metazoa, Chordata, Actinopteri, Siluriformes, Ictaluridae. Bases 482 to 1465 code for a protein of 327 amino acids. The transcript is spliced from 3 exons. Gene Ontology annotation, biological process: positive regulation of transcription elongation by RNA polymerase II. The record is from RefSeq and is a predicted model, not a curated record.
AGAAGAAAAAAGUAUCUGUAGGAUUAAUAUAAAGACUAAUAUUCUUCCUGUUUACCUUUUUAAAUGGACAAAUCCGUAAUGAUGUACAAUCUACAUUAAUGCCAUCAAGUGUUUUAAUCGGAGGUUAAUCACGGGUUUAGUUAGAAGUUGUUUCACUGCCUGUUUAGUUUUCAUCUAGUUAUUAAGCUGCCUUUCUGUUAUUGGUUUGAGGUUGGAGUUCAUGUGGUACGAUGAUUGAUUUAUUUUGUGUGAAGAGCACACAAGAUAUCUAAGCAGUAUUCAAGUUUAGACCAGUUUUCUGUGAAAUGGAUCACAAUUGAAUAGAAAGAUUUAUCACAUUGUUCUGAAGCAAAAUACCAUUCGUGACUUCAGGUUCAUAGAUAUAUCUCUAGAUGUAAUGUUUAUAUAACAUUUUGGCUGUAGAACAUGUGGAUCCUCUGCUUUGGAUGAUGUAUUGCAUUAAGAACUGGGGUAAUUAAAUAUGACAUGUCUGAUCAUGCAAGUUUUGGCAUUUAUUUUACUCCCCCCCCUUAGGAUGUGGAGGUACAAGCAGCCUGACUUUGCCCUGCAUCUCCUUUGUGAACUGCAGAAACAGCAGCAAUGCAGCCUGCACUGUGAUACACUUCUGCAGACAGAGGGUGUCUCUAUUCCUGCCCAUAGCUGUGUGUUGUCUGCCCUCAGCCCAGUUUUUUAUAGAGCCUUUGCCAAUGCUCCUUCACUUCCAGUGGGCCAGAGUAGACUAGUACAGCUGGAAGCAGUAGGGGCUCAUGCCCUGAUGAAGCUGGUUGGGUUCAUAUACUCAGGUGAGAUGGGGGGAGAGAGCUUGGAUGAACAGCAGGAAGUGAUUGACAUUGCUUACAGGCUGGGAUUCAGUAACUUUAUGGAAGGGAAGCAAAAACAGGUGAACUGGCAUCAGAAUAAAAGUGCAAGUUGGAGGGAGAUUGGACUGCAGACAGAAGAGACAGGAGGGAGAAGGAAAGAUGCAAGCGUACAGAUCCUGUCCAGGAAAAAGAACUUUUCUCAUUCAGGCACUCAGAUAGACAGCACUGAAGCUCACUUUGCAGACACAUCAGAGCCAGAGAUGUCUAUAGACCUGCCUGAUGAAUUAACUGAUGUACCUAGUGAAUAUAACAGCAUUUCUCCAGAUGCUGGUCUUCCCUGGAUAGAUGAGCUUGUUGCUCACUCUGCGUCGAACAGCAGGUUGGUUAGAGUGCACGCCAAACGUCAGCAAACUCAAAAGCAGAAGAAAAGAGCAAAAAUUUCAAAGACGGGAGACACACAGAUCUCACUGAAGAUUAAACUCAAGAGGCAGAGGAGUGGGGCAUUGUGGGAGAUUGCUAGUGUCCAAGAGGAAAGUGCAGUUGAUGGAUCAAAAACUUGUGGAUCUUCUGAUGACCCACCAAUGACGCACAGUCUUGCUGAGGUAACAGCUCUUUUUCCAGAGUGGGUCAGAUUCAGUAAAUAA